Molecule: messenger RNA, 532 nt
Organism: Notothenia coriiceps (black rockcod)
Lineage: Eukaryota; Metazoa; Chordata; Actinopteri; Perciformes; Nototheniidae
Product: insulin-degrading enzyme-like
Exons: 3
Coding region: 36-518 (160 amino acids)
Biological process (GO): peptide catabolic process; amyloid-beta metabolic process; hormone catabolic process
Cellular component (GO): mitochondrion; peroxisomal matrix; cytosol
Molecular function (GO): metalloendopeptidase activity; metal ion binding
Source: RefSeq, a predicted model, not a curated record
UAAAAGCCAAGGUUUGUUUUUCAUGGGUGCAAAGUAUGUUUAAGUGCAUUAACCGAACCGCCCAGUUUAAGAGAUACAUCCACUCAGCAGGCAGCAGUUUCUCUAUCAAGCUCAAUUUUAGGCUGGUGUCAUCCUUGCCUCUCAGAAUGACCGACCCGGCUGUGAACAGGGUGGUUAGUGAAAUCAUUCGCUCUCCGGAAGACAAACGGGUUUACAGGGGCUUGGAGUUUACCAAUGGCCUGAAGGCUAUGCUCAUCAGUGACCCAACCACAGACAAAUCCUCAGCUGCUUUGGAUGUCCAAAUAGGUUCAUUAUCAGACCCAUCAAACAUCUCAGGCCUGGCACACUUCUGUGAGCACAUGCUUUUUCUGGGAACAGAGAAGUACCCGAAGGAAAAUGAGUACAGCCAGUUCCUCAGCGAGCAUGCAGGCAGCUCCAACGCCUUCACCAGCGGAGAGCACACCAACUAUUACUUCGACGUGUCCCACGAGCACCUGGAAGGAGCACUAGAUAGGUAAUGCUCUCCUGUUCA